Molecule: messenger RNA, 504 nt
Organism: Phlebotomus papatasi
Lineage: Eukaryota; Metazoa; Arthropoda; Insecta; Diptera; Psychodidae
Product: coiled-coil-helix-coiled-coil-helix domain-containing protein 1
Exons: 1
Coding region: 77-436 (119 amino acids)
Biological process (GO): mitochondrial translation
Cellular component (GO): mitochondrial ribosome; nucleoplasm; mitochondrion
Molecular function (GO): RNA binding
Source: RefSeq, a predicted model, not a curated record
ACGACAAAUUUAUUUCGACAAUAAAAGUGAGGUUAGGGAGAAACUCCGGUGUUGUGUAAAUAUUCCCUCUGUGAAAAUGAGGAUUCCUUCAGUCAUCCUGCUUCAGAGGACACCACCACAGAAUGAGAAAAAAGUACCCUUCAAGGAGGCUCUGCCGCUGAAGCUGAAAGAUCAUGUGAGUGGCAAAGGAGGAGCGCAGUCUGAUGUUGCCUGCCUCCAUGAGAUGUCCAUCCUCUUUGCCUGCCUCAAGGGAGCUGAAUUCAAUGAGAGUGCCUGUGUUAAGGAGAUAACCAGCCUGAAAAAGUGCUACAAGACCUUCCUAGACACCAAAACUCAGAAAAAGGCAGAAGACAAGGCAGGCGGAAUGGUAACAGGGAAGGAUCUCAACUACAGACAACUCAAUAAAUACCUGAGGAACUACCCACAGCCCAAGUGAUUUAUCCGGAUUAAUAGUCAAUAAAUUUAUAAAUACAAAAAAAAAUCUUUUCCUCCGGGGAUUUUAUU